Messenger RNA from Penicillium oxalicum, 465 nucleotides. It is a transcript of the gene cyn1, whose product is annotated as putative cyanate hydratase. Lineage: Eukaryota; Fungi; Ascomycota; Eurotiomycetes; Eurotiales; Aspergillaceae. Gene Ontology annotation, molecular function: DNA binding; cyanate hydratase activity. The record is from RefSeq and is a predicted model, not a curated record. The coding region runs from base 1 to 465 and encodes 154 amino acids. The transcript is spliced from 2 exons.
AUGUCUCUCGCAACCCUCGAUCCCUCCCAACACCCCUACCUCCCCGAGUCCUCCACAACCCUCUUCCGCGCCAAAGCCACCAAAAAACUCACCUUUGAACAAAUCGCCCAACACCUUGGUCGCAACGAAGUCGCCGCCGCGGCCAUCUUCUACGGCCAGGCCAAGGCCUCCCCCGAAGACAUCCAGAAACUCUCCGAACUACUCGGCAUCCCCCACGAAACACUGGAGGGACAGCUGGGUGGAUUUCCAGACCGGGGUAGAACGGUGGAGAUGCCGCCCAAGGAACCGUUAAUUUAUCGCUUGUAUGAGAUUGUGCAGAAUUAUGGGUAUGCGUACAAGGCGGUGCUGAAUGAGAAGUUUGGAGAUGGUAUUAUGAGUGCGAUUUCCUUCUCGACCAAGGUGGAGAAGGAGACGGAUGCGGAUGGGAAUAAUUGGGCGGUGAUUACGUUGAGAGGAAAGUGGUAA